Ochlerotatus camptorhynchus is the source of this 1066-nucleotide messenger RNA. RefSeq lists its product as uncharacterized. The record is from RefSeq and is a predicted model, not a curated record. The transcript has 2 exons. Lineage: Eukaryota; Metazoa; Arthropoda; Insecta; Diptera; Culicidae. Bases 106 to 882 code for a protein of 258 amino acids.
UCAGUUCUGCUAUAUGCGAAGCGGAGGAAAAGGCGUGUUUGAUUCUAUAUUUUCAAAAAGAACAAAGUAUUUCUAAAAGAAAACUCCGAAUUGCGAUUGAACAUAAUGGCUUAUUUAAACCACUGUCGCCUGUGCUUGCAAUUGAUUCCAGAUCCACUUACCGCCGCUAAUAUUUACACCAAGCUAUCGGAUGGUAUCCCUCUGGCGGAACAUUUGGACACGCUUUUUGAUGUUUUGGUUGGUGAUUACAGCGAUGGUGACGAUUUGAAGUUGUUGUGUUCGCAAUGUGUGGUAAACAUUACGAAGUGUGCUACGGGAGAAGCUUCAGACGCGGAGGCAGAAGCUAUCGGACAAGGGUUUCUGAGCAUGGAGGGUAAUGCGCGCAUGUUUGUCCGCGGUCAAAAGUUGCAGAAUAGCAGCAGUGGUUUGAAUGCUUCAAUAAAUUCACCUUUCGGAAUGACCACUCCGAAAGCUGGUGUUACGCGUCCAGUUGUUUCUGCAUCAACAGGGAAUAAACGCUCCGCAACGGAUGCAGUAUCUAUGGACUGGCUGCUAAAUCAACCACCAUCUACGAGCGGCACCAGCAGAUAUGACCGCUCACAGAAGAAAAUUGUUGUCCGUGAGAUACAGCUUGAUGAAGACGAUGACGACGAUCGUGAAACUGUGGUCAAGACCAAAUGUCCUUUUUGCAAGAUGACCUACAUACGACAUACAGCUUUGGUCAAACAUAUUGAAACAAUCCAUCCUGAAAAAGACGUGAAGUUUAAGAAAUGCGACUGGUGCGCAAGAAGCUUCCUGAAUGCUGCCGAAUUAAAAGCGCAUCAAUGCCCCAGGGCGAGCAGUGGACGCGGUUGGUACUGGCGUCGUCGAAGCUGGUGGUAAACGUGGCUUGUGUUUGAAAUGUACGUUGAUUUUCUGCGUAAAUUAACCUUUUGAUAUAAGCAUACCUAUGCUUCUUUGUUUGCUGUACGUUACAGCAUUAACCUUGAAUUCAACCAAUGCUAUUUUAAUAUCCAACGUAUAAAAUAAUUACUUUUCGUAAGAAUCUCUCUCGAUAAAGAGCACA